AUGGGAAGUUUGAAUAGUACUGCUAGCUCCGGCAAAGGUUUUACACCACCUGUCUGGAAGCCGAUCUCUAAUAAGUCAGAAGAUGAAAAUAUUGCUAGUUUUCUUUCUUACUGUGCGGAUGUUAAAGAGAAAAUGAACAGGUACCUUGAAUUAUUACAGCAAGGGAGACGAAACAGAAGGGGGAAGGUGCAAGAAGGCGAACACAACAAUAAGAGGAAGAGGGAAGUGGAGCAUGAUGGGCAACAAUCGAAAGUGAUUGUUAUUGAAAUUGACAGUGAGCAAGACAAAGAUGAAAUUCAGGGAGUAGCUGAGCCUUCUGAAGAGGAUAAGACUGAGGAAGAUCGUGGUAGUGGUGAAGAGGAUGAGACCGACGAAGAUGAUGAGAGUGAUGAAGAGUCAAAAAGUAGUUUGAUUUCUGACUCAAAUAACGAAGAUGACGAAGAUUAUGUUCCGGAAUCAUCUGAACUACUUGAAUCAGAUAGUGGUCAUGAUCGCAGUGAUUACUCUGAUGCUGAUAAUGAUAGCGGUUUUGAUUCUGAUUCUGGCAAUUAUUAUGCUGGAGAUCAGGAGUCAAGUGAAGAUUCCGACAUGUGUCGAAGGAGAAGUCCAUAA
Chenopodium quinoa (quinoa) is the source of this 612-nucleotide messenger RNA. Its product is annotated as clumping factor B-like. Bases 1 to 612 code for a protein of 203 amino acids. The record is from RefSeq and is a predicted model, not a curated record. The transcript has a single exon. Lineage: Eukaryota; Viridiplantae; Streptophyta; Magnoliopsida; Caryophyllales; Amaranthaceae.